Morus notabilis is the source of this 1448-nucleotide messenger RNA. RefSeq names its product 12S seed storage globulin 2. Lineage: Eukaryota; Viridiplantae; Streptophyta; Magnoliopsida; Rosales; Moraceae. Gene Ontology annotation, molecular function: nutrient reservoir activity. The transcript is spliced from 3 exons. The coding region runs from base 136 to 1206 and encodes 356 amino acids. The record is from RefSeq and is a predicted model, not a curated record.
UGGUCAGUCGUCACUCAAAGGCAAAGCACUAACGCUUCUCAUAAAACACUCCCUCUCUCCUUAAUACCUUCAGCGUUUUCUUUGCGUGAUAAACUUUUUGCGUUUUAUUGUUCUUCUUACUUUCUGUUGAGAGAGAUGGCGAUUGAUCUUUCCCCGAAGUUGGCGAAGAGGGUGUACGGAGGCGAUGGUGGGGCCUACUACGCCUGGUCUCCUUCUGAGCUUCCCAUGCUUCGUGAAGGAAAUAUCGGAGCCUCCAAGCUCGCUCUUGAGAAGAAUGGUUUUGCUCUUCCUCGUUAUUCUGAUUCUUCCAAGGUUGCUUACGUUCUCCAAGGACAAGGAGUAGCUGGAAUUGUCCUACCAGAAUCAGAAGAAAAGGUGAUUGCAAUCAAGAAGGGUGAUGCCAUUGCCCUCCCAUUCGGCGUUGUCACAUGGUGGUACAACAAGGAGGACACUGAGCUUGUUGUUCUCUUCUUGGGUGACACUUCCAAAGCCCACAAGGCGGGUGAAUUCACCGACUUCUUCCUCACUGGCUCCAACGGAGUUUUCACCGGCUUUUCCACCGAGUUUGUCAGCCGAGCAUGGGACUUGGAGGAGAAUGUAGUCAAGACCCUUGUAGGCAACCAAUCUGCCAAUGGCAUUGUCAAGCUUCAGGAAGGAUUUAAGCUGCCCGAGGCCAAGAAGGAGCACCGCGAGGGACUUGCGUUGAACUGCGAGGAGGCACCCUUGGACGUCGACAUCAAAGACGGUGGAAGGGUCGUGGUUUUGAACACCAAGAACCUUCCAUUGGUUGGUGAGGUUGGACUUGGGGCCGACCUUGUUAGGCUGGAUGGAAGUGCCAUGUGCUCUCCUGGAUUCUCUUGUGACUCUGCUCUUCAAGUCACGUAUUUUGUAAGGGGCAGUGGGCGUGUGCAAGUUGUUGGUGUUGACGGCAAAAGGGUCUUGGAAACAACUGUUAAAGGGGGUAAUUUGUUCAUUGUCCCUAGGUUCUAUGUUGUCUCUAAGAUUGCUGACCCAGAUGGCUUGGAAUGGUUCUCCAUCAUCACAACUCCAAACCCAAUAUUCACCCAUUUGGCUGGAAGGACUUCAGUGUGGAAGGCUCUAUCUCCUGAGGUGCUUCAGGCUUCCUUCAAUGUGGGAUCUGAUGUGGAGAAGCAUUUCCGAUCAAAGAGGACCUCUGAUGCUAUUUUCUUCCCCCCACCAAACUAGACAUACAUUAGUUUUAUAGUAGUUCAUUAGGCUUUGCUUGUUUCUUAGGUGUCCCAAUAAAAUGCUCAUUUUAGAAUCCUUAUCUAAGUUUAUGAGCUGUUUACUUUUGGAAUUUCGGCUGGUUUAAUAGUAUUUGCUUUUCAGUCUAAACUGGCAUCAUUGCUUUAAUGCUCGAGGAAUACUACACGCUACAGUUUUUCACAUUAAUCUCUGCGGCAAUAUUAUAUCAUGGUAUUCAUUUU